AUGUUUAAGGUUGUUCCGAUUGUUGCUGCGCUGGCCGCUACGGCGUCGGCUUACGCCGUUGGAGGCGGAUAUAACAUUGUGACGAAGCAUGCCACCCAGUACUACGGAAGUGGUGUUGGUUCCGGGGAGAACUACGGAGGUUACGGUACAUCGGGCGGUUACGGAACAUCGGGCGGUUAUGGAAACGUGGGCUACCAACAGGGUGGCGGUAAUCAAGGCGGCGGCUACGGUGACGGUGGUUACGAGGAGAGCUACGACCACAAGGAUUACUACGCGUACCCAAAGUACAAGUUCAACUACGGCGUACAGGACUCGCACACCGGGGACCACAAGAGCCAGUGGGAGAUCCGCGACGGGGACGUGGUCAAGGGUGGCUACGAGCUGUACGAACCCGACGGUACCAAGCGUGUCGUGGAGUACACCUCGGACAAGAUCCACGGAUUCAAGGCGGUCGUGAAGAAGAUCGGCCAUGCUCACCAUCCGCAGGUCUACGGGACCGACAACGGCGUUUCUGGCAGUGGCUACGAUGGAGGGCACUACGACGACAGCUACAGCUACAGCAACUCUAACUGAGACCGCUUAGCUCUUAACCUUACUUAAAUUACCUGAGAUUAUACUACAAACCUGAGAGUUGCACGGUUGGUGAACGCGAACGUUGCAUGAAAGAUUGUGUACAGUGUACCGAAUAAGC
Culex quinquefasciatus (southern house mosquito) is the source of this 691-nucleotide messenger RNA. RefSeq names its product adult-specific cuticular protein ACP-20. The transcript has 2 exons. The record is from RefSeq and is a predicted model, not a curated record. NCBI's taxonomy places the organism in Eukaryota, Metazoa, Arthropoda, Insecta, Diptera, Culicidae. Gene Ontology annotation, cellular component: extracellular matrix. The coding region runs from base 1 to 573 and encodes 190 amino acids.